Molecule: messenger RNA, 1625 nt
Organism: Darwinula stevensoni
Lineage: Eukaryota; Metazoa; Arthropoda; Ostracoda; Podocopida; Darwinulidae
Source: the annotation of a GenBank genome assembly
GUCGACAGAGCAUGGGGGAAGCGUCUCGCUUCCGGAGGACAUUGGAAAAAUGCCGGGAAAGUCGCCGGCUGGUCCUCGUCGUCGUCGCCGUCGCCCUCCUCGUCGACAGGAUGCUUCUCACCGCAGUCGUGCCGGUGAUCCCCGCCCUUCUAGCCUCCUUCCGGGAGCAGCCCAACGGGACGACCCAGCUGCAGAAGAACGCCACCCUGGAGGACGACGUCACCCAACCGAUGAACCUUACCCUGGAGGACGCGAAGGGAGGAGAGACGGACGGCAUCCACGGCUCUAACUCCUCCCUGACGGAAGACGUGCCCCGCUGCCACUGGAAUCAAUCGGAGAGCGGCGAAGGGAGGGAGAACAUGGAAGUGGGAUUCCUCUUCUCGUCCAAGGCGAUCGUGCAGCUCAUCAUGAACCCGUUCGUGGGACCCCUCACCCACAAGAACAUUCUGUCUAACCAGAAGGAAAAUUCCAACGGGAUCCAAGAGGAAAUGCUAGUUGGAGAGCAUGCUGUAAAGCGUCUUAUCUUGCUGGAGUUUCUCAUCCUGCAUCAUUAUGCCACGAUCGGGUACAGCUUGCCCAUGUUCGCCGGAUUCACCAUCAUCUUCUUCUCCACCAUCGCGUUCGCGUUUGGGAGGUCUUACUGGAUGCUUCUCCUCGCUCGGAUUCUGCAGGGCGUCGGGUCCUCCUGCUCCACCGUCUCUGGAAUGGGAAUGCUGGCCGAGCGAUACCCUGACGAACGAGAGCGAGGAAUCGCGAUGGGGAUAGCCCUGGGAGGAUUGGCUUUCGGGUGCGUCGUUGGACCCACGUUCGGGGGAGUCAUGUAUGAGUUCGUGGGGAAGUCUUCGCCGUUCAUCGUCCUUGCUGGAUUGGCUCUCGCCGAUGCGAGUCGGUCCGGCUCUUUCCUCUCGGCAUGGGGAAAUCGAUGGGGAAUCUCGAAAUCUCUUUUUCUGUUUGUCGUUGCAGUGUUGCAGCUGGUGGCAUUACAGCCGAAGGUGAAGGAGAAGAUGGCAGGACCGUCCCUCGUUCGGCUUCUCAUGGACCCUUACAUCUGCAUCGCUGCAGGAGUGCUGCUCUUCGCCAACAUGUCGAUCGCCAUCCUCGAGCCAUCGUAUCCCCUAUGGAUGGAGCGAACCAUGUGCGCCUCGGUCUGGCAACAGGGCGUCGUCUGGCUCUCGCCUUCCAUCUCGUACCUGCUCGGCACCUGCAUAUCUCCCACUCUUGCGCAUAAAAUUGGAAGGUGGGUCGUUACCUUGGUCGGUCUCAUCCUUUUGGGAACCAGUCUGGCCCUCGUGCCUCAAUCGACACGAGCCGUGCACCUGAUCGCCCCGCUGAGCGGGCUGGGCUUCUCCGUGGGGAUGGUGGACACCUGCAUGAUGCCCGAGCUGGCUCGGCUAGUCGACAUUAGGCACUUUGCCGUCUACGGGACGGUCUAUGCCAUCGCGGACGUCGCCUUCUGUCUCGGAUUCGCCGUCGGUCCUGCUCUGGCAAUGGAACUCGUGACGCACGUCGGCUUUGACUGGAUGCUAUAUAUCAUGGCCACAAUCUGCUUCGCCUAUUCUCCGCUUCUCUGCUUACUUCGGAAUCCUCCUGCUCGCGAGGGGGCGAAGGUGGGAUUCCAGUUGUUG